This is a messenger RNA of Triplophysa dalaica, 1441 nucleotides long. RefSeq names its product UBA-like domain containing 2 (gene ubald2). Bases 165 to 695 code for a protein of 176 amino acids. Gene Ontology annotation, molecular function: protein binding. NCBI's taxonomy places the organism in Eukaryota, Metazoa, Chordata, Actinopteri, Cypriniformes, Nemacheilidae. The record is from RefSeq and is a predicted model, not a curated record. The transcript is spliced from 3 exons.
GAGUUCGGGUUUGUUGUCGGUGGCGAUGACAUGAAAAUAUUUGUUGUUACUGGAAAGAGUGCGAGGCAGGCGAGAGCGCGCAGGAACGGCCGUUAACGACAUUUACGCAUCGCACCGGUUCAAAGCACGGAGAUUUCCGUCGACGGGAAUCGCGAUUAGCGGCGAUGUCGGUGAACAUGGACGAGCUGAGACAUCAAGUGAUGAUAAACCAGUUUGUUUUGACUGCGGGCUGCGCGGCGGAUCAGGCGAAGCAGCUGCUGCAGGCGGCGCACUGGCAGUUCGAGACGGCUCUGAGCUCUUUUUUCCAGGAGGCCAAUAUCCCCAGUCAUCACCAGAUGAUGUGCACUCCAAGCAACACUCCAGCCACCCCUCCCAACUUCCCAGAUGCCAUCACCAUGUUCUCCAAACUGCGGACGUCUGAGUGCUCGGGCACCGGCGGUGGCGGAACCUCCAACCAGAUGUCCAUGGCGUGUUCUCCACCUCCUCACUCCUCGUCGCAGGGAUUCGGCUCGUUCUGGGCCUCGUCGCCCCCUAGCCAACAGCCAGUUUGGCUUCCCCCGUCCUCUCCCACGAGCCACCACACGCUCCAUCACCACCACCAUCACAUGCACCAGCCGCCCACGUGGCCGCCCGUCUCUCAGCCCGCCAACGGGCAGCAGACGCCUGUCAUUUCAGCCCUGCACGGCCAGAGAUGAGAUGAGACGAUCCAGGAGCUGUCAAUUGGGGUGUCGAUACACAGCUCAACGGGGUGGGUGAGAAUGAAAAGACUUUGGACGGCCAAGGGGUAAAGACACGGUACUCUUUCAGUCUGUUUUCUAAAAAGAUGGAAAGGCGCUCUUCUUGUUUCGUUCUUUUUAUCUUUUGUCGAUUUCGUUUCCGUACGAACCUGGGAAGAACCACUAUAAAAAAAAGAAAAUGAUGGAUGUUGAAGAGGUGGCAGAGCUUCAGAGAAACUUUGGACUUUUUUCUUGUUUUCCAGCCACGGAGCAGCUGUUGUGUGAAUUUGCGUGUGGAUGGAGGGAUCUCAUCUUGUUCUUUAGCACUGUACUCAGACUCUCCACUCUGUAGCUUUGUGUCAGCACUCGCAAUAAAACCGCUGACCGAUAAGAUUGAGUUACAUAUCGUGAUGAUCAUGAACCAAAACCAGGAUGUUGUUGAUUGAAUUCUGAACCGCGAGGCCACUAUAUGAUAACGCAAAACAUCACAUUAUAUAUUUGUUGAAGAUGAAUAUGGCCUCAGGCGUAAAUCAGACACUAAGUUGAUUUUGAAUUAUAAAUGGAGGAAAAAAAGAGUUACCAUAUAGAGUUUGCAAUAAUUGUGGGAAGAAUUCAUUUAAAGGACUCCAGGUAUCAGAACACUGUAUAUCUUGUUUGUUUAUCCAGUAAAUAAUUUAAUGCAGAUUUGACAUUUUCUUUCAUUAAAAUCUAAACUUCAUACUUUA